GGCCACCGCCCCUCUCGGGCCCGCCCUCCUUCCCUCCCUCCUGGCUCGCCCGGCCCGCCCUGCCCGGCCCGCCCUGCGAGUCAGUUCGCUCGUUCCCUCCCUCCCCCGGCGCGCUCGGGCCGCCACAACGCUCCCCGCCCUCGAGCCCGUGGUGCCGGAGUCGCCCGCCGCCCGAGGAGGAGGUGGAGGGAGCCGGAGGGGCCCGCCGAAGCGGCGGCGGCGGCGGCGGCAAGAUGGCGGACUUCCUGCCGUCGCGGUCCGUGCUGUCCGUGUGCUUCCCCGGCUGCGUGCUGACGAGCGGCGAGGCCGAGCAGCAGCGCAAGUCCAAGGAGAUCGACAAAUGCCUGUCCCGGGAAAAGACCUACGUGAAGCGGCUCGUGAAGAUCCUGCUGCUGGGCGCGGGCGAGAGCGGCAAGUCCACCUUCCUGAAGCAGAUGCGGAUCAUCCACGGGCAGGAUUUCGACCAGCGCGCGCGCGAGGAGUUCCGCCCCACCAUCUACAGCAACGUGAUCAAAGGUAUGAGGGUGUUGGUAGAUGCUCGAGAGAAGCUUCAUAUUCCUUGGGGAGAUAACUCAAACCAAGUCCAUGGAGACAAGAUGAUGUCAUUUGACACCCGGUCCUCCCUGGCGGCCCAGGGAAUGGUGGAAACUGGAGUUUUUUUACAAUAUCUUCCUGCUAUAAGAGCAUUGUGGGCAGACAGCGGCAUACAGAACGCCUAUGACCGGCGUCGAGAAUUUCAACUGGGUGAAUCUGUAAAAUAUUUCCUGGAUAACUUGGAUAAACUUGGAGAACCAGAUUACAUUCCAUCACAACAAGAUAUUCUGCUUGCCAGAAGACCCACCAAAGGCAUUCAUGAGUACGACUUUGAAAUUAAAAAUGUUCCUUUUAAAAUGGUUGAUGUAGGUGGUCAAAGAUCAGAAAGAAAACGUUGGUUUGAAUGCUUCGACAGUGUGACAUCAAUACUUUUCCUUGUUUCCUCAAGUGAAUUUGACCAGGUGCUUAUGGAAGAUCGACUGACCAAUCGCCUGACAGAAUCUCUGAACAUUUUUGAAACAAUUGUCAAUAACCGGGUUUUCAGCAACGUCUCCAUAAUUCUCUUCUUAAACAAGACAGAUUUGCUUGAGGAGAAGGUGCGAAUUGUGAGCAUCAAAGACUAUUUCUUAGAAUUUGAAGGGGAUCCCCACUGCUUAAGAGACGUCCAAAAAUUCCUGGUGGAAUGUUUCCGGAACAAGCGCCGGGACCAGCAGCAGAAGCCCUUAUACCACCACUUCACCACUGCUAUCAACACGGAAAACAUCCGCCUGGUUUUCCGGGACGUGAAGGAUACUAUUCUUCAUGACAACCUCAAGCAGCUUAUGCUCCAGUGACACGCACAAGACUUGCUCUUUUAAUUCCUUCUUCGUCCUUUGGAUUGUUUUCUGUUUGUUUGUUUGGUUUUUUUUUUUAAAUAGUUUACAACAGGAAUUAGAAAAAUCUUGAUUCUGUGUUUAAUUUCUUCGAAAUCUUAGUCCUUCCUCUGUGGACUUGGGUUUGUGGCUGAAAACUGCUGAGUAAUGCACCGGGGAUAUCUGCUAAAACUCGGGCUUUGAUCUGUCUCACUAUGGCUUCCAUUUAGAGAGGAGUUGUCAUUUCCGGACAAACCUCAAGGUAUAUUUCAGGCUUUCAAUUCUUCCACUUUUCAAACUGAAUUCUGUAGUGCCAAGUAUAGAAGGUGUCCUUAAAUAUUUGUAGGUAUGAGGUUAAGAAUAUUCAGUUCUAAAACAAGUGAGAUAUCUUUUGUUCGCCCUACACUUGUGCCUGGCUUUCUACACUUGUGACUUACUUUGAAAGGGCUGUUGGAAAAAAUUUUGAACUUAGGAAUAAUGUUCUAUAGAUUUACACAGAUUUAGCCUUCAUGUAUUUUUAAUUGCUUAUAGACACAACAGUUGUUUUGUUUUUCAGUUUCUGUGGUUUCUAAAGGUAAUGUUUGUAGUGUUUUAAAAGUUUACAUAAGGAUUUCUGGUGUCAUGGUAAAGGACGUUCACCAGUGGUACUGGGGGGGGAGCAAAAGGCAAGCAAGUGCCAUAUAUAGUGUUUUGGUCAAAGUUAGUAGUGAAAUACCAUUUACCCUUCUCAUAUUUAAAUAUCAUGGAAAAAUGUGCCAUAUGUGAAACAUUCUGGCCAUAGCAGUAACUAAAAAUUGCAAGAAACUUGAUAACAGAAUUUUUUAAAUAAACAGCCUUUUCCAGAAUGUUAAGUGUUUUACUCUCAGUCUUUUCAAUCCUGUCUCAGAUGAUUUGGGGCCUUAUUGUAGCAAAUCAUUGUUAUGCCAUCACAAACAUCUUUCUUUUGUUCGCCUGUCUGUUCCCAUCAGCUCAGACUGUGGCAUUUAUGGGAUAGUUUUGUUCAUUUGGAGCUGGCCAAAGGCAGUAUUUUCUUGUCACAGUAUUCAAGAAGGUAUUUCAGAUUUCUGUUCAAUCUUGGUGUGUCUGUGAAAGAGACAGUAUGUACAUGUCUGUAUGAAAUUCCAGCUCAUUGAUGUACAUUUUGAAUGUUUUAAGGAUACCCCUAAGAAUAAGGAGUAACUUUUUUAGUUGACAUCAGAAGUUGAUUGCUUUUGACCCCCUUCCGUCACUUAACCAAAUUCAAAUACUCACGAAGUACCCAUUACAAGUAUAUUCGUAGCAGACUCAUGAGAAUGGCUGUUUUGCAGUACUCAAAAUACCGCCUUGUAGGUCAUGUGUGGUGUUAGAAUUGGAUUAGAGAAACAGAUGUACAAGGCUGAUGACAGUUUGCGAAGUAUGGCAGCUUCUCUCCUUUUCCUGAAAAUUGUAAUUAAGACUGUGAUCUCUGUCACUUUACUGUAUAGCUAACCAUGUUCUCAGGUAUUUUAUUGGCUAGAAAGUUCUGGAAAGAUGGGUCAACAUUAGGGCUCACCCAGCCUUUCCAGCAUAACACAGUGGCUUUUGGCCUGUCUUGCUGUCUAGUAUGAGGAGGGUUUUUCAGUGAGCUAACCUGGGAUCGUUCUUCACACACCUGACUUGUCUUGCAUUUGGCGUUCCACCCUCAUGGUAUCCAUAGUCACUUGCAGUGUGUCCUUGCCUUGGUUAAUACAUGACCUACAGGCCUGUAGCCCUACAUGAUAAUGCAGGUGUUCAUAGUACAGUUCAUGCAUGUUGGCAUAGUCUAUAUCUAGUGCUGCUUGGCAAAAAGAAUACUUUGUUUCUAUCCACAGACUAAGAAUUAUGUCAGUGCUAGUGAAUAUCUGAAGAUGUGUUCAGUAACACUGACUUUUUGGUGGCAGUCUGUGUAAAUUUAGCAAAUAGCUUUAUUGAAUGGCCAGAACAUUGUUUAACUCCAGCGAAGGCUAAAGUAAGUUCCCUAUAUAAAGAGGAAACUUAGUCUAUUUACAUUAUAUUUAAGAUCUGUGAUAUGAACCAUAAAAUUGCCUGACAAAGCAGAAAUCAUCACGUUUCCCCAUGUUGACUACAACCAAGACAUGUUAAAACACCAAAUAGAUGUGGUAUUAUUUUGGGUAUUUGCAGUUUUCUUUCCAUGUGCAUGUGAUGUCUCAGAGUCAACAUUCUUUUAUAGUAAUAUCUAGAAUAUAUUUUGAGGUAGUAAAUUACUUACAUUUCAUGGCACACUCGUUGAGAGAGUGGAACUGUAAGGUUCAAUCUUAGCCCACACUUUUUAUGUGCUAUGUUUUUAAACCAUGUGAAGGAGUCGUUUUACCCUAUCGUGAAAACCAGAUCCUUUUGAAACACCACUAGAUGAAGAGGGAGGUGAAAUUCAGCGAAGUUGAAAGGGCACUCAGUAUUCACUAUGCCAAUUUCCCUCUAAUCUCUGAAAAAGUAAUUUAAAUACAAAAUUCUUUGGUGUGUUUGAUUUUCUAAGUCUUUACAGUUAUGAUUUGGAAUAAAAUGUGCCUAAUUCUUCAUUCCAUUCUGUUCUUAAACCUGAAUGUCUUCUCAUUUAGUUGCUAUGAAAAAAAUCACACAAGUGUCUUUUUUGACCUUGAAGAAAUUUAUAGUAUACAGAGUUGCCUUAUAAAUCAAAGAACACCACGAAUUUGGGCCUUGAUUUUUAUAGGGAAAAGUUUUUGUUAAGUGUUUUCUAAAGAUCCAAGUAAUUUAAGGUGUGUCUCUGCCACUUAAAUUAUUUUUAAUACAAGGAAUUGUUGCUUUCUGCCAAAUACUGUAUUAAGUUGAGAUCUUCAUUUCAGUCUUUUUGUCUGGGAAAGGCUCUUGAUGGCUAGAGAACAGCCGCAACCCAAGAAGGGAAUGUGGAAUGAAAAAGAUGCGUUUUUGUUUUGUUUUCUUGGAAGUUUAUUGGCAUGUAUUUUACAUAGAGAGAAGAUCUUUGGGUGAAUCUCUCAGGUGAGGUUGUUUAGGGAAAUCCUUGUUCAGUUGGUGGCAGUCGUUGGUUUCAACUAGAAGGAAGUAAGAUGACCUUAAUACAAGAACUGAUUGGAAGUAUUGAUUUAGAGUCCACUGAAAUCACAUGCCCUAUAACUUUUUGUAAGAAAGAAUGAGUAAAUCUUAACUUCCAAUGUAUACCCAAAUACUUGUAUUUAUGCUUUUGAUAAAAUGUAUUUUCAGCAUUAACGCAUAUAUCCGGUUAUGCCUUAUUUACAUGAAUAAAGUUACCAAGUUAUGUUUUGUUAUGUUCUGAAAGUCAAAUCACUAUUUGAGAAGCCCUCAAAUUGGUGCUUUCAUUAUAUAAUGAUACAUUUAGGCAAAACCGCAAACCAAGCCAUUUGAAACAAGAUUCUCUCCAUUGCAAUUUGUAGCAAUAUUAUUUCUGUAUGUGUAAUGGGAAGGCUGAAUAUCAGUGUUAACUCUUAAUUUCUUGUUUGACUCCAUGAAAUCAUGCCUGUAAAGCUCCAUCAAAUAUUUGUAACAAACUCUCUAAUAAAUCUAGAGAAAGUCA
Messenger RNA from Rhinolophus ferrumequinum (greater horseshoe bat), 4911 nucleotides. It is a transcript of the gene GNA13, whose product is annotated as G protein subunit alpha 13. The transcript is spliced from 4 exons. NCBI's taxonomy places the organism in Eukaryota, Metazoa, Chordata, Mammalia, Chiroptera, Rhinolophidae. Gene Ontology annotation, cellular component: brush border membrane; heterotrimeric G-protein complex. Gene Ontology annotation, molecular function: GTPase activity; D5 dopamine receptor binding; G-protein beta/gamma-subunit complex binding. Bases 234 to 1367 code for a protein of 377 amino acids. The record is from RefSeq and is a predicted model, not a curated record. Gene Ontology annotation, biological process: adenylate cyclase-activating G protein-coupled receptor signaling pathway; Rho protein signal transduction.